GCCUGCACAACUAUUGACAGAACUUGAGCACAAUUGUCUGUGUGUUCUUCCAGACAUUCGUCACCAGUCGGCAUUCGUUAUAUGUAGGGAGCUGCGGAAAUUUGAAGCAUCUGUACUUCGACCAUCUUGGCCGCCCUGGCUCUGUGUCUUCGAGACGUACACAGACAAUGUCUGUCACAGGCCCAUCAGCCAAUCGUGCCGCGGAAGAAGUGCCAGGCAGGUUCAGAUUCAUAGACAUCGGUGUGAAUCUCACAGAUCCAGUUUUCCGGGGCAUGUACAGAGGAAAACGAAAGCACGAUGACGACUUGUAUGCGGUUCUCGAGCGAUCUCGUGCUGCUGGUGUUAAAUCCAUGAUCAUCACAGGCGGGAGCCUCCAUGAGUCAAGAGAAGCCCUGGAACUAGCCAAGCAACUAGGGCUAUAUGCUACGGUUGGAUGCCACCCAACUCGCUCCAAAGAAUUUGAUACGUUUAAGGGUGGCCCGGACGCAUACCUGAAUGCACUAGAUAAACUGAUCGAAGAUAAUCUGAAGGGGAAGGGCAGGGUAGUGGCCGUUGGGGAGUGCGGCCUAGACUACGAUCGGACUCACUUCGCGCCCGAAGAGGUUCAGAAGAAAUAUUUUCGCGUACAGCUUUCCCUCGCAAAGAAACAUCACCUGCCGCUGUUCCUGCAUUCUCGUGCUGCCCACCCCGAUUUCGUACAAAUUCUCCGGGAGGAAGGGUUCGGCGAUGACGGUGGAAGGCCCGUGGGUGCCAGAGGGGGGGUCGUCCAUAGCUUCACUGGAUCCGUAGCGGAGGCUGAAGAAUAUAUGUCAAUGGGGUUUCACAUAAGUGUCAACGGCUGUUCUUUGAAGACGGAAGAUAAUCUUAUUGCUUGCAAGGCUAUUCGACCCGACAAGAUCAUGGUCGAGACAGAUGCGCCAUGGUGUUCUAUGACGUCCACUCAUGCGUCGAAGAAGCACCUAGAUGCGUUACCAACCGAGUUGCGGGGCCUCUACUUUUCCAGCGCCGUACAGCCAGAGAAAUUCGUCCAGGGGAAAUCAGUGAAAGGCAGAAAUGAGCCUGCUGCUAUAGGCGGGGUCGCCUGGG
Molecule: messenger RNA, 1086 nt
Organism: Gloeophyllum trabeum ATCC 11539
Lineage: Eukaryota; Fungi; Basidiomycota; Agaricomycetes; Gloeophyllales; Gloeophyllaceae
Product: Mg-dependent DNase
Exons: 11
Cellular component (GO): cytosol
Molecular function (GO): 3'-5'-DNA exonuclease activity
Source: RefSeq, a predicted model, not a curated record